CAAAUCAUAUUUUAAAAAUAGAAGUGACAUACUGAACGAUGGCACUAGCUAUCACGUUGAGCACGUUCAUGACUUCAACAUCUGAAUGGCUCCAUUAACAUUCUCGUAAAACAGAGAAAAUGCCGGUCAAGUUAUCAUUUAACAUCUCUUUACGCAUGAAUGAGCUACAGCUAUCUGCCGCGUUUAUAAUAAAACAGAUUAUAAAACCACUAACGGUAUCCUACGUCAUCUGGAGAGUUGCCACUUUCACAUAUCUUUUUUUCCCUGGUACAUUGUCUUUCUUUGUAUCAAAUCUCAAAGCGGUUUAGAGCAGCAGAUGACGAGCAUAUUAUGAACGCGGAAAAUCAUUUAUCUCCAUUGCUCAAA
Messenger RNA from Rhizopus microsporus ATCC 52813, 366 nucleotides. RefSeq lists its product as uncharacterized. NCBI's taxonomy places the organism in Eukaryota, Fungi, Mucoromycota, Mucoromycetes, Mucorales, Rhizopodaceae. Bases 120 to 308 code for a protein of 62 amino acids. The transcript has 2 exons. The record is from RefSeq and is a predicted model, not a curated record.